AUGGCGCACUUGGAGCCCAAUGCCAAGUCGGCCACUCAUGACAAGCUACCGUGCAUUCCCGAAGGCUAUCGAGUACGCAAACGCCCUUUGACGCGUUCCCAGCCGCCCUCCUCGGCCAACGCGCGCAUCAUCUACAUGAGCACGCGAACACCCUUCAUGGCUACCAUCACACGCAUUCGGAAAACCCUCCUCCACUCCCCGUCACAAGCCCGCUCGGCACCCAAGAACGCCAGCCUGGAGAGCAGGAUAGCGUACCUCGAGAAGAACGUGGACGAGGGCCAGGAGCAGCGCAGCGUCACCGUGGUGGGCACGGGGCGGGCGAUAGAGAAAGUUGUGGGUGUGGCAGGGUGGUUUGACGACGAACCUCAGUUUGGUGUUGAGAUGAGGACCAAGAGUAUUGGAGCUGUGGACGACAUUGUUCCUGGGCCAGAUGAAAACGACGAUAACGACGACAAUGACGGAGGCAUAGAGGAGGAGAGCAGCAGGGUGAGGAGAGUGAGCGCCCUCGAGGUGACGAUCACGCUCAGGUAA
Messenger RNA from Emericellopsis cladophorae, 531 nucleotides. RefSeq lists its product as uncharacterized. Gene Ontology annotation, molecular function: RNA binding. Gene Ontology annotation, cellular component: nucleolar ribonuclease P complex; ribonuclease MRP complex. Lineage: Eukaryota; Fungi; Ascomycota; Sordariomycetes; Hypocreales; Bionectriaceae. The transcript has 2 exons. Gene Ontology annotation, biological process: nuclear-transcribed mRNA catabolic process, RNase MRP-dependent; tRNA 5'-leader removal; rRNA processing. The coding region runs from base 1 to 531 and encodes 176 amino acids. The record is from RefSeq and is a predicted model, not a curated record.